GAAACGCAGAGCGAACCAUAAUAAUAUACCAACGGCAACAAAAUAAAGGCUCGUCCUACGUACGUAUACGUAUAUUUACGAUAUAUUCCGUAAGGUGGAACACAGAGGUCUAAUCCAUCUUUCAUCUUUCUGCCAUGCUCAAGCUAUUGCGAAGCCCGAGGCAAAGUGCGCUCUACCUUCGGGAAAGCCGCCGUAGCAUCCAUUAUCUACGAGACCUCCCAGUAUCCCCACCGUCUCAGUUGACGAGUAAACCAAGACUAGUACCAUGUGAGCCUUUGAUCGGAGAUUCGUCUGCCAUGGGUGCAGCAAAGUUUCCCCCUGCAGCUCAUCAACUUAAAAAAUGGACCACUGAGCCGACAACGCUUCUUCUAAUACAAAAAAGAAAUGAUCCUCGUACAACAGCUGCUAUGGGUUUCAUCCUGAGUCACAUUCAAGAACACUAUCCUCACCUCAGACUCAUAGUGGAACCACAUACUGCCAUGGAUCAUCCCUCAUUUGACAAUCUGAUUGUUGCGUCACCAGGCGAUCAGGCAUUAUUGCCUCUUCAUACAUCUCUAGUCCUAACUUUAGGCGGAGACGGUACGAUAUUACACGUCUCUAACCUUUUUUCUCAAGGUGAAUGCCCUCCGGUCCUAAGCUUCUCUAUGGGAUCUCUGGGUUUCUUGUUACCAUUUCAUAUCAGUGCUUUGUCAACGGCUCUGGAGAAUACCCUCAAAGGCCCUGUAUCAGUGUUAAACAGAAUGCGGCUAGCAUGUAAACCUAUUGCUGUCGAUGGAGACCCAUUGAACCGAUGUACUGAGAAUGUGAGUGAAGCGGGAUGGCAGGUUAUGAAUGAAGUUGCUCUGCAUCGAGGCCGCAAUACGCAUCUCACUGUGGUGGACACCUACUUUGACGGACAGCAUCUGACUGAGGCCGUUGCUGACGGUAUCCUGCUUUCCACUCCGACUGGAUCGACUGCGUACUCUUUAUCUGCAGGAGGCCCUAUAUCUCACCCGGAAACGGAUGCCUUUCUUCUCACUCCUAUAGCCCCACGAUCCUUGAGUUUUCGUACAGUAAUUCUCCCCGGUCGUGGCGAGGUCAGACUGGAGAUAUCUCCUCUCGCGAGAUCCCCUGCUGAACUCUCUAUAGAUGGGAAGGGAGUGUGCCUGUUGAAUGCAAAGGAAUCCGUCAUAAUCUCCAGAUCGCCCUUUCCAAUCCCUUGCGUAGAAAGAUCCGGCAAUGAAAGUGGCUGGGUGAAGGAUAUCAACUCUUUACUACAAUUUAACGUCGGAUUCAAGAAUAAAAGUUUGAUGGGACACAGCUCUUGAUGAGCUCACUUAUGAAUCCAGUGUUGCUUCACAUUGCAGUACAUAGCAUAGAGGGGCGCAUACUGGCACAGAAGUAAAAAUUAAAUCAAGCCGCCGAACUACUACUACUACAGAGUGAGGGGGAGAGUAGCUUGUAGGGGAGCGGGGAUAUUUCUGGUAAUCGGAGGCUGCAGGAGGAGAUGAGAAGCGAGCCGUUGGAUAUGAGGAGAGGAGUUUGUUCGGAUCUUCUUACUUAAGUUUAAUUAGGAAAUUAUUACGAAAAAAACAUAGAUAAUUAGUAAAUAUGAAAUGGACACCAUUGAAUUUAUUGGGGGAAUUCAAAUUUUGAAGUUAAUUUAAAAUAAGUAUGGUC
Cryptococcus deneoformans JEC21 is the source of this 1659-nucleotide messenger RNA. RefSeq names its product NADH kinase, putative. The coding region runs from base 135 to 1307 and encodes 390 amino acids. The transcript is spliced from 11 exons. Gene Ontology annotation, molecular function: NAD+ kinase activity. Lineage: Eukaryota; Fungi; Basidiomycota; Tremellomycetes; Tremellales; Cryptococcaceae. Gene Ontology annotation, biological process: NAD+ metabolic process; NADP+ biosynthetic process. The record is from RefSeq and is a predicted model, not a curated record.